UAGAGGAACUAUAUAAUAUAUACACUGUUGUUUUGUAAACAAUCAAAUAUCAAGUGAAAAAGAUUUAAUUGAAACGUUUAGUAGCGUGAAAGAAUGUCGGAUAGUAAUGUAUUCGUCCUGGAUAAUGGGGCAUUUUACGCAAAAGUUGGAAUGUCCGAUUGGAAUAAACCAAAAGUGGUUCCCAAUUGCAUAACCAAAGCCAAGUCCGAAAGGAGACGUCCUUUCGUAGGAAGCCAGAUUGACGAGUGUCGAGAUGUUUCUGGGCUCUUCUACAUACUUUGUUUUCAGCGAGGUUACCUAGUAAACUGGGAUAUUCAGAAAACGGUGUGGGAUUACAUUUUCAGUCAAGAAUGUUGCCCGGUAAAUUUUUCUGAAACUCCACUACUAAUUACGGAACCGUUGUUUAACUUCCAGUCCAUCCAGGAAGCGAUGCUGGAAAUUUUAUAUGAAGAGUACGACUGCGACGCUGUAUGCAAGACCACAGCGGUUGACUUGGCUGCAUUUAACUACACGCAUGGUGAACAAAAGAAGAAACCAUUGUGUUGUGUAGUGGUAGAUAUUGGAUACAGUUUCACGCAUAUUGUCCCUUUUAUUAAAGGGUCUAAGGUUAAAGAAGCUAUCAAAAGAAUUGACGUGGGUGGAAAGCUACUCACAAACCAUUUGAAAGAAAUUAUUUCCUAUCGCCAACUGAACGUUAUGGAUGAAUCAUUUGUGAUAAACCAGGUUAAAGAAGACAGUUGUUUUGUUUCACAAGAUUUUAAUGAGGAUAUGCGAAUUGCUCGAAAACGUUACCCUGAAAAUGGAAUUAUCAGGGAAUAUGUUUUGCCAGAUUACACCCAGAUUCGUCGAGGGUAUCUUAAAACGCUGGAUCCGAGUAACGACCACAAUGAAGAAUUUCAAACUCUACGAAUGAAUAACGAACGUUUUGUUAUACCUGAAGUAUUAUUUCAUCCAUCUGAUAUCGGAAUUCAGCAGAUGGGGAUCGCGGAAGCAAUUGUACUUGCUAUUAACGCUUGCCCGGGUGAAACGAAGCCUCAUCUAUUCAAUAAUAUUGUUGUGUGCGGAGGGAGUGCAUUGUUUAGCGGAAUGCAGUCUCGAAUACAGAAAGAUGUUCGAGCGUUGGCACCUGAUGAGUUUAGCGUUCAUGUUACUGUUCCAAAAGACUCGAUUUCUUAUGCUUGGUUGGGAGGACGAAAUUAUUCGCAGUCUCUUAGUUUCCUGAAAUCCUGUAUGAGUCGAAGUCAGUACGAGGAACACGGAAUCAAACACCUAGUAGAAAAGUACGAAAACUGAAACCGUUUCA
Molecule: messenger RNA, 1303 nt
Organism: Topomyia yanbarensis
Lineage: Eukaryota; Metazoa; Arthropoda; Insecta; Diptera; Culicidae
Gene: Arp6
Product: actin-related protein 6
Exons: 4
Coding region: 94-1293 (399 amino acids)
Cellular component (GO): Swr1 complex
Molecular function (GO): nucleosome binding
Source: RefSeq, a predicted model, not a curated record